UUCGUUACGUAAAAUCGGGUCGGGCGCCUUGCUCCAAUUUUACUAUUCGCUUGAAAGAGUUGCCCACAAAUACAAGAACGACUAGCCCGACGUCAGCUAGUGACUGUAAAGUCACAAAGUGACUCAGUCCGGUUUAGUCAAGCGCGAUCCGAGGUUGUUGGCAGAGCGCGUAUUGCAGUGCUCGCAGCACAGUUCAAGUCGUGUAGCUGUGUCUCCUAGUAAUUAUAUUACACCGCGGUUCUCCCCCUCGCGCACCGCCUGAUCAUUUUUCGUUCUCGGGCUUCUCAAAUCGUUCACGAGUUUUGGCUGUACGUCAGUCCACCGUGUUCGUUCGCGAGUGUUCCUCCUGGCUAGUGUUUUAGUUAAUUAUAGCACCAUGCAGCGGCCGUCGUUGAAAAUCAUCCUGAGCCUUUUAUUGCUCACACCAGCUGUCCUCAGCGAAAUUAACGUUGACCUCAAUUAUGACGAGGAUCUGCGAGCUCAACAGAGUAAAAGGUUCGAUGUCAAAUCGCACUUCCAAAUCAAAUGCUCCGUGACGGGUGAUGACAGUGUGGACGCUAAAUGGCACAAGGGUAGCACAGAGGUAAAACCUUCUGAGCGAGUCUCUACCUCGAAGCAGGGUACCGUCUUCUCUUUGAACGUGAAGCAUGCCACUGAAGAGGAUGCCGGCAACUACGAGUGCGUUGUUUUUAAGGACGACAGUGAAGUAAAGCGCGCCAAUAUCACCUUGGUCAGCAAGGUUUACGUGAAGAUGGUCGCCAAUCUUAACUUUGUUGAAGGCGAAGCCAUCAAGAUGGUGUGCCAGGUGGUUGGCAGUCCAACCGUCACCUGGAUGGUUGGUAAUGAAACCUAUGAUGAAAGUCGCGAUCGAGUCCUAUUGGAGAAGGAUCCCGAAAGCAAUGUAGAGAACACUAUGCUUGUUAUCAAGGAAGCACAGAUGAGCGACCGAACGGAAUACAAAUGCAUGGCUACUAAUGCAUACGGUGACACAGCCGAUGGAACGACUAUGGUUCGCAUUAAGGAUAAGUACGCCGCUUUGUGGCCUUUCCUGGGAAUUUGCGCCGAAGUCUUCGUUCUUUGUGCAAUCAUUCUCAUCUAUGAGAAGAAGCGUAACAAGACCGAGCUGGAAGAAAGCGACACUGACCAAAGUCCAGACCAGAAACAUUAACCGAUUAGUAGAUUGCCACAAGUUUAAAUCGCAAGUUGAAAGAAAAACACUCCUGAUCACGGCAAAGACUCCUCCAACCUAAGACAUCGGCAGUAAAUCCUCACACGCACGCCAUACUGCGAAUGAAAUUGACAUAACAACAGUUUAAGCUAUUAUUAGUCGUAGGAGCAUGUUGCCGGAAACAAAUAACAAUUCGCAAAUUUGUCGAUUUUAAUCGCGACAACGUAAUAUCAUCAUACAUCAGUUCAUUAUUGGUUUUGGUGAAAUUGAUGAGAAGAUAAUUGACGUGAGGAACGCAAAACGGUACUUAAAGUGUACUUAUCUACGUGAAACCAGAAUAAUCAAUACGAAACACAACAGCAAAACCGCCUCCCAAAAUGAAUAAUUACAUGUUCCAGCAACAAAACCAAAACAGAUUUAAUAUAUUUCUGUAAAUAGGAUCAAUUAAAUAACUAAUAUUAAUUAUAACUAUAACUUCAUGAUAUAUUAAAUACUAACUAAUUUAAUGUUACACAAUGACGCUAAGAAUGAAAAUGUUUCAAUCACUAUUUUAACUUUGCAACUAUUUGUUAACAAAUUGCCUCUCACGUUUAUCACCCGACUUAAAUUAAUUAAUUACUUGGAAUGCAAUCAACUUAUGUUGUUCUACAUUUACUCGGUAGUAAAUUUUGUACCUAGUUGCAUGAACAAGUUAUUGAUGAAGUUUAUCACAAUCCAACUGUAAUUAUUUAUAUCGUUAGGUACAAGAAUCCAAUCAACAAAAUUUUUACGUGUUUAGAUGUCAAAUUUAAUCAAUUUAGCACAUAGUUUACUUGUAAUUAUUGAAUACCUAAGUCCGGAUUUAUUUAAUUGAAAUAUUAGCUAAAAUAUCGAACACAUGCAAAAUCGUAAAAUAUAUAGUCUUAUUAAGUAUAACAAUGAUUGCGAUACCAAAGUUUAAGUCAAGUGUGUCAGAAGAUAAUGGCAGGUGUUCCCGUUGUGUUUUAUUUGCUGAAUUGCAUUUGAUGUGUUUAUACUAGUGUUAUUAACUUUUGUAGAUGUUUAGUUUCCAUUUGUUUUAAUUUUUCAUUUGGAAGUGAAAUGUUCUUACUGUUAACUAUAUACUGUUACUAGGCUAGAACGUUAUGCGUCAUACAAAUAGUCUAUAAUUAUUGCAAUAUUUUUAAACGUUGCCUUUAUUAAACAACAAUCCAAGGUAUUAAUGGUGUAUUGACCUGUAGUAAUUGACCAUUUGUAACAUAUCUGUUGUGUUUUAAUAUUGUAUGUAGUAUAUUGAUGGAUGAUUUAA
Messenger RNA from Dalotia coriaria, 2456 nucleotides. RefSeq names its product immunoglobulin domain-containing protein Bsg (gene Bsg). Gene Ontology annotation, biological process: axon guidance; dendrite self-avoidance; homophilic cell-cell adhesion. Lineage: Eukaryota; Metazoa; Arthropoda; Insecta; Coleoptera; Staphylinidae. Gene Ontology annotation, cellular component: axon; plasma membrane. Bases 377 to 1168 code for a protein of 263 amino acids. The record is from RefSeq and is a predicted model, not a curated record. The transcript has 6 exons. Gene Ontology annotation, molecular function: cell-cell adhesion mediator activity.